UAAAGACUAUAAUAAAAGGAUGAUGAUCUUAAGGAUCAUGAUCAUAGAGCCGUUGAAGAGGGUGUUCAAAAUCACAUACAUGGUAGAUCAAGGGUGGUGUCUAGGACACAUCGCCUUGUCAGCUUGAAUGAAAGGAGUACAGAAAUGUCGUCACCACCACUAGCACAAAAAUAGAGUAACAAGAUGCUCUUCUUCAAAGAGUACACGUACUAUCGUAGCAGGCCCACCUUCUGUGAUGCAUGUAUAGACAUGAUCAGUUGCCUGACCAUUUAUUAGUUCACUAACCUUUUGCAAACAAAGGCUCACCAAAGCAAUGUUAACAGAGAGAUGAGACAUCCCCAACAACAGCAAUAGUAAAGUUAUCAGGUAAUGGAUCCAGGCACGCACCCUUUAUCAAGCAUUCAAAAGAAUGCAUACAAGAGAAGGUUUACUGAUGAACAAAUCAAGUUCCUGGAAUUCAUGUUCGAGUCAGAAUCAAGACCGGAGUCUCGGGUUAAACAGCAGCUGGCUAGUGAGCUUGGGCUAGAGCCUCGACAGGUUGCUAUAUGGUUUCAGAACAGGAGAGCUAGACUGAAGACUAAACAGAUUGAGAAAGAGUACAGUAUACUGAAAGCAAGUUAUGAUGUUCUAGCCUCUAGCUUUGAGUCCUUGAAAAGAGAGAAGCAGUCAUUGAUAAUCCAGCUGCAUAAACUGAAAAACAGGCAUGUAAAGCAACAUGGGAGCAGAAAUUGUGGAAACCAACUCAGAAGCAGCCGUGAUGGCAGAUUUGAGAACAAGGAUACUGGCUCAGAAUCAAAAGAGAAACCCAGCUCUCCAUUGGACGGUAAUGAAAAUGAAGAAAACAGGCCUUCGAGUGAUAAUAACGGCAGAAAUACAGUGAACAUGAGGGAGGAAAUUGACAUUUUGAACCACACCGAACAAACAGACAACUCAUCACAGUGGUGGGAGUUCUGGUCAUGAUCACUAGAAGCACACUACCUCAAAUGAAUGAAGUAUGAAUAAGCACACGAGCAUGUUUAGCAUCUACAUCGCGUAGCAAAAGUCCACUCGUAUCCGAUACUACCAGUUGUCUCUUAAUCCAAUCUUGAUAAAUUUUGUAAUUCCAGGAGGAAGUUUGGUCAAGCGUCAAAUGUAUCCACUUUCUUAGUGUAAUCAAAUUGAGGACAUGUACUCUUCGUAGGUACUAAUGGGAAAAACAAAUGAAGAAAUACUUGAAGCAGAAUCAAGUGCUUGUUAAAAAGAAUUUAUGUUAUUACCUAGAGAUAAAUAAAUAUUUUUUUUAUCUUAA
This is a messenger RNA of Populus trichocarpa (black cottonwood), 1288 nucleotides long. Its product is annotated as homeobox-leucine zipper protein ATHB-7. Gene Ontology annotation, biological process: positive regulation of DNA-templated transcription. The record is from RefSeq and is a predicted model, not a curated record. Gene Ontology annotation, cellular component: nucleus. The coding region runs from base 370 to 960 and encodes 196 amino acids. Lineage: Eukaryota; Viridiplantae; Streptophyta; Magnoliopsida; Malpighiales; Salicaceae. Gene Ontology annotation, molecular function: DNA-binding transcription factor activity, RNA polymerase II-specific; sequence-specific DNA binding. The transcript has 2 exons.